Nymphalis io (European peacock) is the source of this 2244-nucleotide messenger RNA. RefSeq lists its product as uncharacterized. The record is from RefSeq and is a predicted model, not a curated record. The transcript has 6 exons. Bases 94 to 2160 code for a protein of 688 amino acids. Gene Ontology annotation, cellular component: cytosol. NCBI's taxonomy places the organism in Eukaryota, Metazoa, Arthropoda, Insecta, Lepidoptera, Nymphalidae. Gene Ontology annotation, molecular function: mRNA binding.
AUUUAUCAUCGCAUUGAAUCGUAGUGUCAAAAAUACCAUGUGGGUUUGUUAUCAAGUUGAAAAAAAGUAGUUUUCAAAUAUAAUCAAAUUAAUAUGGAUUACGUGGUUGGCAGUGUUGCUGCCUUAAUUUCUGGUAAUGUAACGCCAAACCGCCCAAAGAAGUUUAAAAAAGCCAAUACACCUAUGAAACAUCAGCCUUCGCCAAAUGUGACACCAAAAAGUGAAUUUGUGGAAGAUAGAUCAAUAUUUCUAUCACCGUCGAUGCAAAAGAAAAAGGCUAUAGUGAAAAAAUCACCUAAAAGAAUAUUCGAAAACCCAGAUUUGGAUGUUACUAAAGAAGAUGAAGGUAACUUAAGUUUGACCAGUCCUAAGGCUGAUAAAGUGAAAAAACAUCUUAAAGAAGAGUUAGAAGCUAAUUGUACAGUAGAUCAAGUUAUGUUAAGUCCUAAAUCACCAGAUAGUGAGCAAGAGAAUCUUCAAUCAUCUUCACCGAAGAAAAAAAUAAAAAUGGAUCAAACCAAAAGCAAUGACAAUUUAAAAGAAAUCACACCAAAAAAAAAGAAAAAGCAGCGCAACUCAAUAGUAGAAUCACAAUGUUUGCUACCACUUGACGAAAAUGUAAUGAACAAUAAUGAUAAAGAAAAUCUAACAAAAAUUGUAGAAGUUACUCCAAGUGAGAGCCCUAAAAAGAAAAAUAAAAAAUCUAAUGUUGUAACAGAAGCAGAAGUUAAAGAACCUGACACAAACACUACCCAAGAUGAAAAACAAAAAAGCAAAAAGAAGAAAAAAAAAAAAUCUCCACAGGAGAAACCAGAAACAGAAACUUUGACAAAUAUAUUAGAAUCACAAAGUCCUAAAAAGAAAAAUAAAAAAAACAAAAAAUUAAAUAACACCAAUGGUGAAUCCGAAAAUACAGAUAUUAACAUAAAUGCAGUCUCUAAUAAAGAUGCUGAAUCAAAAGCCAUAAAAAAUAAACAGAAACCAGAAGCUGUGAAAAACGCAUUGGAAUCACAAAGCCCUAAGAAGAAAAAUAAAAAAAUGAAAUUAAAUAACACAGAUGUUGAAUCGGAAAAUUUAAAUAUCAACUCGAAUGCUGUUACUAAUAAAGAUACUGAUUCAGAACAUGAAUCAGAUAAUGAAAUAGAAUCGGAAAAUGAGGAAAUCAAUAAGAAAGCACUUGAAACAGCACCCGCUGAAGAUAGUUCAGAUGAUGAAGCAGAAAAACCUGCAAAGCCUAAAAAGGUGGAAAAUAAAAAAGAAGCUGUAGCAACAGAGGAAGAAAUCAAGAGAACAAUAUUUGUGGGCAAUGUGCCUUUUAGUAGUAAAUGUAAGAAGGAAAUCAAGAAAAUCUUCAGUCAGUAUGGUCUGAUAGAAACAGUCAGAAUUCGUACAGUACCAGUUAAAGAUGCGAGAGUGACGCCCAAGAUGGCUGUGAUCAAGAAUGAGCUACACCCUGAUAGGAGUACAGUGAAUGUAUAUGUGAAAUAUGCUGACACCACUUCUGUAGACAAGGCCCUAGCAGCUAAUAACACGGUUCUAAAUGAUCAUCACCUCCGUGUGUCUCGUAGUGAUACAACGGGAGCAGCUCAUGAUCCGAAAUGUUCAGUAUUUGUGGGUAACAUACCAUUUGCAUUGGAAGAUGAAACAUUGAGGGCUAAGUUUGAAAAGUGUGGUGAUAUUGAAUCAGUUCGGAUUAUAAGAGAUAAGAAAACAAAUGCUGGAAAAGGUUUUGGCUACAUCAAUUUCGCAUCCAAAGACGGCGUAGAAUUAGCACUUGCACUUACAGAAGAGGAUCUCACGAUAAAAAAUAGAAUUAUGAGAGUGAAGAGAUGCACUCAAGCUGCACAGAGGAACACCGGGAAACCCGAUCGAAGAAUCCAGGGACAAGUUCCAGGCAAUCAAUUCGCGAGAGGCAGGUUCCCUGACAAACAAUCAAAUGAUGAAAGGAGUGGUGGAGCGUAUAGACGAGUAAUGAACAAAAGGAGACAUCAGGAUGGGAACGAUGGUCCACCGAAUAAGCGUCAGAACAUGAACCAGCCGCACAAGGAGAAGAAAACGAGGAAGGAGUUUGUUGGGAUCACAGCUGAGAAGAAAAAGAAACAAAAAUUCAACAAGGGGUUGAAGAAAAAGAAAGCUUUGAGUGAAAUAUUAACGAAGUAGUUUUAUCUACUUUUGUGUGAUUAUUGAUACAUAUUGUAAGUUAUUUUUAAUGCUAAUUUUACAUAAUAAACUUGUUAAUUUGAC